AUGGAACUAUUCGAAACCAACCCUUACUACUUUACAGACCAGCGGUUUUUCGACAAUGAAAAUCUCUUCUCUUCGCGCCUGCAAGGUUUUGAGCAGCCCGUGUACCAGGAUCGGCUGGGGUCGGGGUUGGGCGCGGAUGCCAGGUCGCUGGAAGGUGCUUUGGACGAACACGUGUACUCGGUAUCGGAGUUGCAACUCCAGCAGCAACAACUCCAGCAGCAACAACAACAGCAGCAGCAGCAGGACUGCCACGGGCAGUGCUUGCUGUGGGCAUGCAAGACCUGCAAGAGGAAAUCCGUGACCCUGGACAGGAGAAAGGCGGCUACGCUGAGGGAGAAGAGGAGGCUGAAGAAAGUCAACGAGGCGUUCGAGGCUCUGAAGCGAAGUACUUUGCUGAAUCCCAAUCAGAGACUGCCCAAAGUGGAAAUCCUUCGCAGCGCCAUUCAGUAUAUAGAGAGGCUCCAGGCUCUGCUCAGCACUUUGAAUCAACAGGAGAAAUUGCACUACACUGGCAGCAACAUGCGUCAGGGGGUCGGCGUGGCGAUUGAGUGCGGAUCCAUCAGCGCCUCGUGUAGUCCCGAAUGGAGCAGCUCCUCUGAUCAGUGUAACACUCCGUACAAUACUCCCAGCGAGCACUUACUAUCUGUGAAUGAGGGCCAGUCCACUGGAAGUGCCAGCUUACGCUCUCUCUCCUCUAUAGUGGAUAACAUUACUCCAGAGAGUUCACCGAGCAGCUAUUUGGAGAGCAACACCCCAAACUGA
Molecule: messenger RNA, 762 nt
Organism: Hypanus sabinus (Atlantic stingray)
Lineage: Eukaryota; Metazoa; Chordata; Chondrichthyes; Myliobatiformes; Dasyatidae
Gene: myog
Product: myogenin
Exons: 3
Coding region: 1-762 (253 amino acids)
Biological process (GO): muscle organ development; positive regulation of transcription by RNA polymerase II; positive regulation of myoblast differentiation
Molecular function (GO): protein dimerization activity; RNA polymerase II cis-regulatory region sequence-specific DNA binding; DNA-binding transcription factor activity, RNA polymerase II-specific
Source: RefSeq, a predicted model, not a curated record